AUGCGUGGAAAGAAUCCUGAUGUGGAGGAUGUCAUCUCAAGACAAGAACAUAUUCUCUCAUCUCUUCCUAUUCUUGUCUGGAUGGCCCCUUUUGACAGUGAUACAGAGCAUUUGGUCGGACUGUUCUUCGGCUCUAUUCUCUAUGGUAUACUAACCACCACAUUCCUUCCCUCUCUCGCGUCCCUACUUUUCAAGCAAGAAAAGAGAUUCGAGCUUCGACCUCGAAAGGACAUCAAAAUUCCCGUUCUCCUGGCCACCAUCAUUAUGUUCCUUGUCUCAACCUGUGUUGCGGUGUUCUCCGUACAAACUGUCAUCGAAGGAUUCGUUCGGUAUAACGGUCCGGGUGGGCCGCUUCAGUUCUUCAAGGACGUUUCCGGGUGGAAAUACUGGGCCACAGCCCUGAGCGACGGGUUUCAGAUUUCAGUUGGGGACGCACUUCUUAUUUAUCGAUGUUAUGUGUUGCAUGACCGAAACUGGAAGAAGAUUGUGGUGCCCCUCAUCAGCUGGUUCAUGAUCUUUGGUAUCGGCCUUAUGAUUUUGUCCCCAGCACGGAGCUUCAAUGAUCCAUCAAUUGUCCCUCUGAUUUCAGUGGCCAUGGUAUUGACUUUUAUCACAAGUGUUUCCACGACGUUCCUGAUUAUCCGCCGACUCUGCUCGGUCAAACCCGAAGUUGGCUCCGCGCCCACACAUUUCCUCACUCGAGUGGCCGCAAUUUUUUUCGAGUCAGGAUUGAUCUACACAAUUCCUCUGGUCGCAUCUCUGGCCGUGUACCUGUCAAAAAGCCACUUCGAAUGGACGGUCUCCAUCUGCAUGACCCAUAUUGUUCCAAUUACGUGGAAUAUAUUGUUGAUCCGAGUGAAGGGGACGAAAUCAACGAAAAUGCGUAUGAGGGAGACAGCAGCCGGGAUCCAAUUUCUAUUCACGCACGCCCUCUCACGCUACGAGCGGGGUCACGUGAUCGCGUUUGAUACCUACUCGCAUCGUCCUCCCCAGCUCUUUGAGAAACCCCUUCCUCUCCGCUCUCAGGGCUAUGCCCUGACCGCUAGACUUGGUAAAUUUUACCCGCACUGGAUGCAAUCGUUGAUCGACCAAAUCGGCCACUUCUAUCGUGCCCGGUUAUGGCAUCCUAUCCGCAAAUUUUCUAUCAGUUGCAGUAACGAUUAUAAGACCUCGUUGACAGAGGACAAGAAUAUAUUCUCAUCUCUUCCUCUUCUUGUCUUGAUGGCCCCUUUCGAACGUCAUACAGAGCGUUUGGUCGGACUGUUCUUCGGCUCGAUUCUCUAUGUCUUGAUUAUCCGGCGACUCUACUCGGUCAAACCAGAAUUUAGCUCCGCGCCCACACAUUUCCUCACUCGAGUGGCCGCAAUUUUUUUGGAAACUGGACUGAUCUAUACACUCGCUCUGGUCGCAUCUCUGGCCGUGUAUCUGUCAAAAUGCCACUUCGAAUGGACGAUCUCUGUCUGUAUGACCCAUAUCAUUCCCAUUACAUGGAAUAUGUUGUUGAUCCGAGUGAACGGGGUACGAUCGCAUGCCAACCCGGAGAUCGCUGCAGACGAGCCCGACGAGAAAGCGUCUGUGGGAGACAACGGUUGGGAUCCGAUUUUUAUUCACGCACGCCCUCCCGCGCCGCGGGUAGGAUCAUGUGAUUCCGUUUGAUGCAAUCGUUGAUCGAUCAAAUCUGCCACUUCCAUCGUGGCCGGUUCUGGCGUCGAUUGCACACACGAGAGUCAAUCGAUGUUCACGAACUUUUUCAAAUAAAGAUAGUAGGAUAUUGUUAAGGCCACCAGACAUACAUGCAUUCUGGAGAUUUAUCGGCCACGUGGACGAAGACGCCGUAAAGAAGUUCAAUGCCUGGGCCGUAGAAAUUGAGCAUAGAAAUAGAUUGCUGUGUUGUAGUUGCAGGCAACUUUUCCAUCAAUUUACAUAAGUAGCGUCAGUCA
Mycena citricolor is the source of this 1940-nucleotide messenger RNA. The record is from the annotation of a GenBank genome assembly. Lineage: Eukaryota; Fungi; Basidiomycota; Agaricomycetes; Agaricales; Mycenaceae.